This is a messenger RNA of Camelus dromedarius (Arabian camel), 2790 nucleotides long. RefSeq names its product zinc finger protein 786 (gene ZNF786). Lineage: Eukaryota; Metazoa; Chordata; Mammalia; Artiodactyla; Camelidae. The transcript is spliced from 4 exons. Bases 99 to 2285 code for a protein of 728 amino acids. Gene Ontology annotation, biological process: regulation of DNA-templated transcription. The record is from RefSeq and is a predicted model, not a curated record.
GCGGAGCGCAAGACCCCGGUGCGGGAGGUGCUGCUGGGCGGCCUACACGCUCUGCGUGGCAGGAACUGGGGCCGGGGCCGGCGGGACUGAGAAGGGCCAUGGCCGAGCCGGCUCCGUUACCUCUGACAUUUGAAGAUGUUGCCAUUUAUUUCUCGGAGCAAGAAUGGCGUGGUCUAGAGGCAUGGCAGAAGGAGCUUUACAAGCAAGUAAUGAGAACCAAUUAUGAGAUUCUUGUUUCUCUAGAUGAUGGACUUCCCAAACCAGAACUAAUAUCCUGGAUUGAACAGGGGAGAGAGCUCUUCAGGAAUUGGGGAGAAUCACAGAGAUCAGGAAAUGUAAUUUGCCCCUCUGCUGAUGUGCAUUUUGAUCCAGUUACUGAGGAACAGCUGUUUUGGGGAAGCCAGCAAGCUGUUAGUUCAGGAGAAGCUCAUCGCCAUUCCCAAGUAGAUCCUCUUCAGAGCCAGUGUUUCUCUGAACCCUUAUUAGGAAAAAGUGAUGUUUCCUUCAGGCUUGAACAAGCUGUCAACCUCCUGAGACCACACAGACGUGAUACACAGACCCUGAUCUCAAUAGUUUACAGCUCCCCGGAAGGAGUCCCGAGUCCCAGGACCCUGGGUCUCCCAGGCUUCCAGGAAAUCUCCUCCUGGGUGGGCCUCCUGCACCUUUGCCCCGUUUGCGGGGAAAGCUUUUGGAAGAAGAACCUCUUAGAGCAACACCAGAGGAACCACUCGAGGGGCCUGCCAUACGGGGCCUGGAAGCAGUUCAGCAAACAGGCGGACACGCAGCAGCCGCAGAGCAUCCCUCGGGGACAGAAGCACUUCCGCUCUCCAGAGUGUGGGCGGGGCUUCCACUGGAAGCAGUGUUUGCUCCGCCACCUGGCGGUCCACGCAGGGGAGAGCCCACUGCAGGGUCCAGAGUGUAAAGUGUGCUUCCCGCCCGAGCGGACCCAGUUCGGCCACCCGGCCCUGUGGGAGGGGGCGAGGCCUUCCCCGUGCCCGGGCGAUGACCAGAGCACCCCGCAGAGUUCGCCCAGAGCGGAGAUGCCAGUGUCCUGGAAAGAGGGCGCCGGGGCCUCCUCCGAGAAGGCCGAGACCCCGCACCUGCGAUCGGGGAAGAAGCCGGACCCGAGACAAGCCGGCGAAGAGCGCGGCCGCCGGACGGUGGGCCCAGAGGCUCUAGAGCCCAGCCCCGGCGAGGAGACGCCGUUCUCCUGCGGCACGUGCGGCCGGCGCUUCUCCCAGCAGCGCAGGCUCGCGGACCUCGCCCAGGUGCCCGGCGCUGAGCGGCCUUUCCCGUGCGCCGAGUGCGGCCAGGCCUUCCGCCGGCGCGGGCCGCUGAUAAGGUGCCACCGGCGGCCGCACCCGGACGAGAAGCCCUUCCCGUGCCCGGAGUGCGGCCUGGGCUUCCGGCUGAGGAGCCGGCUGCGGGCCCACCGACUCCGGCACGGCGGCGAGAGGCCGUUCAGUUGUGGCGAGUGCGGCCGCGGCUUCGCUCACCCGUGCAAGCUGCGCGAGCACCUGCGAGUGCACAGCGGCGAGCGGCCCUUCCGCUGCCCCGAGUGCAGCAAGAGCUUCCGCCUGAAGGGCAUCCUCAAGGCGCACCAGCGCACGCACAGCCGCGAGCGGCCCUUCCAGUGCGGGGAGUGCGGCAAGGGCUUCACGCGGCCGUCCAAGCUGGCCGAGCACUUCCGCGUGCACAGCGGCGAGAGGCCUUUCGGCUGCCCCGACUGCGGCCGCCGCUUCCGCCUCAAGGGGCAGCUGCGGAGCCACCAGCGCCUGCAUACGGGCGAGCGGCCCUUCCCGUGCCCCGACUGCGGCAAGCGCUACCGCGUGAAGGCCGACAUGAAGGCGCACCGGCUGCUGCACGGCGGCCAGAUGCCGUUCUCCUGCGAGUGCGGCAAGGGCUUCGCCAAGCAGUCCAAACUCGUGGAGCACGUCCGGACGCACACGGGCGAGAAGCCUUUCCAGUGCCCCAAAUGCGACAAGAGUUUCCGCCUGAAGGCACAGCUGCUCAGCCACCAAGGCCUGCACACCGGGGAGAGGCCUUUCCGCUGCCCCGAGUGCGGUAAAAGCUUCCGGGAAAGGGGACACAUGCUGCGGCACCAGCGCAUCCACAGGCCCGAGAGGCCGUUCUCCUGCGCAGACUGUGGCAAGGGCUUCAUUUACAAGUCGAAACUUGCCGAACACAUCAGAGUGCAUACAAAAUCCUGUCGCACCCCCAGUGAGCCUGACGUUAAGAAAAGGCUCAGCCAACUGUUUGCAAUGAUCGAGGCUGACUGGAGUUGAGGCAGAGCACGGCGCCCAGAGCUUUCAGUGGAGUUCAUGUUGCCCGGUAAUCCACAGCCGCCGCAGCCAACAGCGAAAUCUGGUAGACGAGUUUUAGAAACGGGCCCCUUUUGGAGCAAGAACGUAGUACGGGUUAGAAAUAUGAGAAAACACAAAGGCUUCUUUCGUAUAAAACAACACCAGUUAUAUUUCCUAUCCAUUGAUAAAAAGAGGUAUUUGUUCUUCCUUAAGGAAGAACGAUUUAAGAGGAAAUUUUCCCCCUCGUGCUAAGCUAACUGAAUUCCCAGCUUGAAUUUCGGCAGCAGGAGAUCCCUCCAGUACUGUUCUCAAAACUAAAAGUGUGGGGUGACUGUUAAACGUCCAUUCUACUUUUCUUUUUUUCAUAAUAUAAUCAUAAGCUGGGGGUUUGACCUAGAGAAUUUUGUUGCAGCCCUGGUAUAAUGUUGGAUCUGGUUUUGACAUUUAUCUUGAAGUUGACAGCAAUAAAAUGAGUUCUUGAAUCAUG